AUGGGCUUUGGUUUCGGCGUAGGCGACUUCAUCGCGGUGAUCAACCUUGCCGGCGAGAUCCGUUCCCGCUUUGUUGAUGCCCCGCAUCAAUUCAGAGAUCUCUCAAAUGAAGUCAAGAGCCUUUCGUAUAUUCUUCACGAUAUCGAGAUUCUCCCACAACCAGACCUCCCCGGCGAGGAGAUCGCUGGGUUCGGUGAAGUGAUCCAGAGCUGCAAAGAAGUCCUCAAAGAAUUGGAAGAGACGCUAGACAAAUAUCAAGAAUUAGAUCCUACCAGGAGGGACUUUGCCGGACGGUCAAGAAGAGUCUGGAAAAGACUUAGGUGGGAUCAGAAAGAUAUUGACAGGCUUCGAAGUCGGGUCACAUUGAAUGUCUCGAUGCUCACUACAUUCCUUGAGCGGAUAAGCAGUCAAACGUUAUCAGCAGUCAAAGAGGGUGUGAAUCAGUUGAUUACCCAUCAGCGUGAUCAGGAUCGACAGGCUAUUCUGAACUGGCUCUCGCCGGUCGACUAUGCUCUGCAACAAAACGACUUCAUUGGUAGACGACAGGAAGGAACAGGGCGAUGGCUUCUAACUUCAAAUGAAUUUCGAGACUGGGUGAGCCUCAGUAACCAGACGUUGUUUUGCCCCGGUAUUCCAGGAGCCGGUAAAACAAUAAGCACUGCCAUCUUAAUCGAUGAGCUCUACAAAAGGUUCCAGAAUGACUCCAGUAUCGCAAUUGCGUAUGUUUACUGCAACUUCCGAAGGCAACAUGAACAAAAAGCUCUUGAUCUCCUUGAAAACCUACUCAAACAGUUAAUCUGGGGUCUGGAUGUAGUACCUCCAAGCAUACAGCGGCUUUACGAGAAGCAUUGCCUGAAUCGAAGUCGACCAUCAAUCGAUACGAUAUCAAAGACCUUGCAAUCCAUUGUCCCAAGUUACUCCAGAACAUUUAUCGUUAUUGACGCGCUCGACGAAUGCCAAGUCAGGGACAGAGAGCAGGCGCAGUUUCUGACCGAGUUACUCAGUCUUCAAACCCAGGCAGAAAUCAAUCUCUUUGUGACUUCGCGGUUUAUCCCUGGUAUUGAGAAAAGGUUUCGUGGAAGCAUCAGGCUGGAAAUUCGUGCAAAUGACGAAGACUUGUCAAGAUACCUUCAUCAUCAUAUCCAGAAGCUGCCGUCAUUUGUCUCUCGUAAUUCAGAGCUACAAAACAACAUUAAAGCAACGAUCAUCAAAGCAGUGGACGGAAUGUUCCUUCUAGCACAACUCCACCUCGACUCAUUGAUCGGCAAGCGGUCGCCCAAAGCUAUCAGAAGCGCGCUGGAAAGGCUCCCGAAAGGCUCCGAAGCGUAUGACGAAGCUUACUGUGCAGCUAUGAAGAGAAUUGAGGGUCAGAUCUCGGACUCCGAAACUCUUGCUAAGCAGGUCUUAUCGUGGAUAACUUGCGCCAAAAGGCCACUGACGACCUUGGAACUACAACACGCACUUGCUGUAGAAAUUGAUGAGCGCGAGCUUGAUACUCAGAACCUCCCCGAAAUUGAGGAUAUGGUCUCUGUGUGCGCUGGAUUGGUUACUGUUGACGAACAAAGUUCUGUCAUUCGUCUGGUUCAUUAUACUGCGCAAGAAUUCUUUAUCCGAACGCAGAGGCGCUGGUUUGAGAACGCAGAGACAUCCAUUGCCGAGAUUUGCAUGGCUUAUUUGUCGUUCGAUACUUUUGCAUCAGGGUUCUGCCAGUCCGACGAAGAUUUUGAGACAAGAUUAAAGUCCAAUCCAUUGUUCGAUUAUGCGGCCCGGAAUUGGGGCCAUCAUGUCCGCAACUCAAACGAUAGCCAUCCAAAUACAGAAUUCCUUGAGGAUGAAGCCAAAGUAUUGGCUUCGAGCCAAGCAUUAAUGGUCAUGGAAAAUCACCGUUAUCCUGGUUACAGUCAACGCGUACCAACACAGAUAAGGGGCAUGUAUCUUGCGGCGUGGUUUAGGCUAACAGAGAUAGUGAAUUGGCUAGUUAAAAAGGGGCAUGAUAUAAAUUACAAGAAUUCUUAUGGUCGGACACCCCUGUCAAAUGCCUCUGCGAAUGGAUCCGAGGAGAUAGUGCAACUCCUCCUUAAGAAGGGUGCUGUGGUUGACUCAAUGGAUAGGGACAGCCAGACACCACUGUUGUGGGCUUCUCGGAAUGGACAUGAGGCGGUGGUGCAAAUGCUCCUUGAAAAGGGUGCUGUGGUUGACUCAAUGGAUAAGUAUGGCCAGACACCACUGUUGCGUGCUUCUCGGAAUGGACAUAAGGCGGUGGUGCAAAUACUCCUUAAGAAGGGUGCUGUGGUUGACUCAAUGGAUAAGUAUGACCAGACACCACUAUCGUGGGCUUCUGGGAAUGGACAUGAGGCGGUGGUGCAAAUACUCCUUGAGAAGGGUGCUGUGGUUGACUCAAUAGGUAUUGACGGCUGGACGCCACUAUCGUGGGCUUCUGGGAAUGGACAUAAGGCGGUGGUGCAACUGCUCCUUGAGAAGGGUGCUGUGGUUGACUCAAUAGGUAUUAAUGGCCGGACGCCACUAUCGUGGGCUUCUGAGAAUGGACAUGAGGCGAUGGUGCAAAUACUCCUUGAGAAGGGUGCUGUGGUUGACUCAAUAGGUAUUGGCGACCGGACGCCACUAUCAUGGGCUUCUGAGAAUGGACAUGAGGCGAUGGUGCAAAUACUCCUUGAGAAGGGUGCUGUGGUUGACUCAACGGAUAAGUACAGCCAGACACCACUAUCGUGGGCUUCUGGGAAUGGACAUAAGGCGGUGAUACAACUGCUCCUUGAGAAGGGUGCUGUGGUUGACUCAAUAGAUAUUGACGGCCGGACGCCACUAUCGUGGGCUUCUGAGAAUGGACAUGAGGCGGUGGUGCAACUGCUCCUUGAGAAGGGUGCUGUGGUUAACUCAAUAGAUAUUGACGGCCGGACGCCACUAUCGUGGGCUUCUGAGAAUGGACAUGAGGCGGUGGUGCAACUCCUCAAGAAGGGCGCUGGAGCAAGAUAA
This is a messenger RNA of Exophiala spinifera, 2991 nucleotides long. RefSeq lists its product as uncharacterized. NCBI's taxonomy places the organism in Eukaryota, Fungi, Ascomycota, Eurotiomycetes, Chaetothyriales, Herpotrichiellaceae. Gene Ontology annotation, molecular function: protein binding. The transcript is spliced from 4 exons. The record is from RefSeq and is a predicted model, not a curated record. Bases 1 to 2991 code for a protein of 996 amino acids.